Messenger RNA from Penicillium macrosclerotiorum, 1572 nucleotides. RefSeq names its product cAMP-dependent protein kinase catalytic subunit pkaC (gene pkaC). NCBI's taxonomy places the organism in Eukaryota, Fungi, Ascomycota, Eurotiomycetes, Eurotiales, Aspergillaceae. Bases 1 to 1572 code for a protein of 523 amino acids. The record is from RefSeq and is a predicted model, not a curated record. Gene Ontology annotation, biological process: peptidyl-serine phosphorylation. Gene Ontology annotation, cellular component: cAMP-dependent protein kinase complex; nucleus. Gene Ontology annotation, molecular function: cAMP-dependent protein kinase activity; ATP binding. The transcript has 3 exons.
AUGCGUCAUUGUGGCCGUGGCCCCUCCCCACCUCCCACCUCCUCCGAAGCCACCCCGGCCCUACAACCUUCUUCUCAUGGCCUUCGCUCUCGACCACCGUCCUCCAUGCCGAGUUUAGGAGGCCUCUUAAAGAAGCGGCGUACGAAGGAUUCACAAACCCUCUCGUCGGAGCUGCCCGCAUCCGAAAACCACCCCACCCCCGACACCCACGACACUUCAGGCGCCUCCAUGCAACCCGCCGUCUCCUCGCCAGCAUCUCCGCAGCAACAGGCCCAGUCCAACAAUGCCGCCAGCAUCAAUAACCUCAUAAAUGCCCCGGCCAAUGCUCCGCAGAAUGCUUCCCAGACCUCUUCCGCACAGAAUGCCUCCCAUGGCCACCAUGGCCAGCAUGCCCAACCCCAGCAGCAACAACAACAGCCGCAGAAGGAGCGUACCACCAAGGGCAAGUAUUCGCAGGAAGACUUCCUCCUUCAACGUACCCUCGGCACCGGGAGCUUCGGUCGUGUCCACCUGGUCCAAUCGAAGCACAAUCAUCGAUUUUACGCCAUGAAGGUCCUGAAGAAAGCCCAGGUGGUCAAAAUGAAGCAGAUCGAGCACACCAAUGACGAACGUCGCAUGCUCAAUCGCGUCCGCCAUCCUUUCUUGGUGACCUUAUGGGGCACCUGGCAGGACUCUCGAAAUCUGUAUAUGGUGAUGGACUUUGUUGAGGGCGGCGAGCUCUUCAGUCUCCUCCGCAAGUCUCAGGUAAGUUUGACAAUGGCCAGGGCCAUCCCUCCUCUCCCCGCUUCUCGUCUCUUUCUCGGUUACCCAUCCGCCGUCCCCCCCGUGUCCCAUUUCCAACCCGGUACCCGCUAUGCUCGUCUGCUCGUACACAUCACAGUCACUGAUUCGAGUGUCUUCCUUUUACGUUCACAGCGUUUUCCCAACCCGGUCGCCAAGUUUUAUGCCGCCGAGGUUACCUUGGCCCUGGAGUAUCUCCACCAGCAUCAAAUCAUCUAUCGGGAUUUGAAGCCCGAGAACCUGCUUCUGGAUCGCCAUGGUCAUCUCAAGAUUACCGAUUUCGGGUUCGCCAAGGAAGUCCCCGAUAUCACCUGGACCCUAUGUGGGACCCCAGAUUAUCUCGCCCCUGAGGUUGUCUCCUCGAAGGGGUACAACAAAUCCGUUGAUUGGUGGUCAUUGGGCAUCCUGAUCUUCGAGAUGCUGUGCGGAUUCACGCCCUUCUGGGACAGUGGAUCGCCCGUCAAAAUCUAUGAGAAUAUCUUACGGGGCAAGGUCAAGUACCCGCCCUACCUGCAUGAUGACGCCGUCGACCUUUUGUCGCAGUUGAUCACUGCCGAUCUCACCAAGCGUCUGGGUAACUUGCACGGUGGCCCUGAAGAUGUGAAGAACCACGCCUGGUUCGCUGAGGUGACCUGGGACCGACUUGCGCGUAAGGACAUUGACGCGCCCUACAUUCCGCCCAUUCGUGGUGGUCAAGGUGAUGCAAGCCAAUACGACAAAUAUCCGGAAGAGACAGAGCAUUAUGGCAUGGAGGGUGAAGAUGCAUACGGCCAUCUUUUCCCCGAUUUCUGA